Perkinsus marinus ATCC 50983 is the source of this 378-nucleotide messenger RNA. Its product is annotated as U1 small nuclear ribonucleoprotein C, putative. Bases 1 to 378 code for a protein of 125 amino acids. The record is from RefSeq and is a predicted model, not a curated record. Gene Ontology annotation, molecular function: zinc ion binding; pre-mRNA 5'-splice site binding. The transcript has 4 exons. NCBI's taxonomy places the organism in Eukaryota, Perkinsozoa, Perkinsida, Perkinsidae. Gene Ontology annotation, biological process: spliceosomal snRNP assembly; mRNA 5'-splice site recognition; mRNA splicing, via spliceosome. Gene Ontology annotation, cellular component: U1 snRNP; nucleus.
AUGCCUAAGUACUUCUGCGAGUACUGUGAUAUCUUCCUAGCUCACAGUAGCUUCUUCGGAAGGAAGCAGCAUUCCACUGGUCGGAAGCAUAUCCAGAAUAAAAUUGAUUACUAUACCGAGCAGAUGAAGGAGAAGGGCGUAGGUGUGCCCAACUAUGAUGAUCAACCUGAGGCCAAGGCCCUCGGCCCAGUGAACUACCCCUCCGCCGUCCCUACCAUUCAGGGUUCACACCCGUACGCACCGCCCUUCGCUGGAAAGGGCUUCGGAAAGGGCAAGGGCAUGCCUUUCUUCGGGAAGGGUUUCGGAUUCCCCAUGAUGGGCAAGGGCCUCCCAAUGCCUCCUCCUCCCGGACCCUUCGGUAAUCGUCCCCUCGGUUGA